This is a messenger RNA of Plasmopara halstedii, 279 nucleotides long. RefSeq lists its product as uncharacterized. The record is from RefSeq and is a predicted model, not a curated record. Bases 1 to 279 code for a protein of 92 amino acids. The transcript is spliced from 2 exons. Lineage: Eukaryota; Oomycota; Peronosporomycetes; Peronosporales; Peronosporaceae.
AUGAUCCCCGAGUUGUACGGAGGGCAUUAUUCGAAGUUUUGGAAGCUAAAAGCUCUGGCAUAUCACACCGUCCGAUUUGACGAUUUUGGUGGCAUUGUCAGUUUCAAACUUAAUUUAACAACGAGUAAUGCAUUUAUACCUGUACCUAAGAGCCGUAGCGGACAUCAACAUUUGACCGAGCGAGCUGUACGAUACGCGCACCAAUAUAGAUCAAAGGGUAGCAAGAACCACAUUCGUAUUUUUUGUCGCGGCAACUUUUGUGUUGGAACAUGUCCAUAA